AUGUCUCACAUAAUGAAAAAUGAUGUAGCCUUUGGAUUCAACAUGGUUGGGAAAAAAGGGAAAAUGCCAUUUGGAAGUUCAAAAUUAUUCGAGAUUGUAUACAGAUUAGUCAAAAAAUGCUUCAAUUGGAGAGGUCAUGAAAAGAAAUGUGGAGUUAGCAGUGGCAAAAUGGUUGACUGCCCAUGUAAAGCCCUUUUUACAUUCUCUUAUUUUCCCACAUGGGUCCCACGCGAAUUGGGCGGUCAUUUUGUUACCGGUCCCACGUGGGCAGCCCAUAUGAGGCCUAUAUGUCAGCCCACCUGUGACCUAUAUAGGUCCCAUUUUUUAUUGUUCACUGGGGAGAGCUGCGAUAAAAACGAGAUGUAA
This is a messenger RNA of Helobdella robusta, 366 nucleotides long. RefSeq lists its product as hypothetical. Lineage: Eukaryota; Metazoa; Annelida; Clitellata; Rhynchobdellida; Glossiphoniidae. Bases 1 to 366 code for a protein of 121 amino acids. The transcript is spliced from 3 exons. The record is from RefSeq and is a predicted model, not a curated record.